AUGCAAAGAAUGCCAUCCGAAAACAAUCUCACCACUGAGGCGAUUAUCAUUGACAGUGAUGAAGGAGAUGUAGUAUUAAAUCAAGCAAAAUCAAAAGACCAAAAAAACAAGUCCAUUGUCAUUGAAAGUAGCAAAGAGGACGAGAACCCUGUUCCUUUGUCUAAAACCGAACAGAAUCCAAAAGUCAUCAAAUCCAAAGCUCAAAAACAAAUGGAUCUGCUUGCUUUGUGUCCUUUAUCAACACCAGAUUCGCCCUGUGAUCGCUGCAAGGUGGAGAAGAUUGGAGGUGAUAAAAUUUUCCAUUGUCAUUGCGGGGCGAAGUCUAAGACUUUGAAACAAGGUCGAACACUCAAGGCUGUUGAGCAUUGGAAAACAGCCACUGAAAGGAUUUCGACUAAUAAAACCCUGAACAGCUUCAUCAAGCGUAAAGCGGCCGACCCAUCAGCAUCCAGUGACAAAUCUCGAAUUAUCGAAGUGGCCUGUGCAGGACUUUGUGACGCUACCUGGAAGCGAAAACGUGCAAAGCAGUCAAUAGCACAAUUCAUGGAGAAGAGUUGCUCUAUAUAUCGUGGAAACCAGCGACAUAUGGUAUGCAAAGACCUGUUUGGUGCGAAUGCAAACGAAGUUGACCUGACAUCAGAUCAAAGAGCUCGCUUGAUUACUGCUCUCGAUUCUUGCUCAACCUGGAUAGUAAAGCGACACCCUGAUCGGAAUGCACUCUACUCACCAUCUUGUCUAGUUACUAUACCAGUAAAGAUCAAGAAGAAAGACGAGCUGGUUGUCUGUGACGAAUGUCAGAAACUUAAAGGGUUGGGAAGUGUGACACAAGCUCUUAAUACACCAUAUGCGAUAGAUGACAAGAUCAAGUUCACUCCAAAAGUCAUAAUGAGUGCUGAUCCCUUCCAUGCUAAAUUGAUAAAGUACAAGGAGCUUGAAAUUCGAAACAAGUCCAUCGAAGCUUCUUCAAAAGGCGAUUGGGGUGAUUUCAUGCACCGUCUUUCAAUCUCAGCCCGCCGAGGACUUCUUCAAAAUCAAGGAGCUGUCAAAGGUUUAAUUCAAUCUGUAGCCAUCAAAGCCGAGCGAGAAUCUCAAGGAAAAUCUACUCGAGGGAUGCGAAUCGACUCCUGCCUAGACGAUUGCCUCACUACUCUUGGUGCAAUGAGCACAAGUGCUCUAGGUCUUUUCAAUCACAACUUUGCCGGAAGAACCGCCCGAAGCCAACGUAUGAUUCGUGCAAAGACUGGAAUGCAACUUGAAGAUGGACUCAAACUCGCCAACUUCGAGAAAGUUGCUCAGUUCCUUUCUAAUCUUGGUUAUUCAGGACCAGUGGCCGGUGCUUCCAAUCAGACAGUAUGCGUAAAAACUCUGCGUCAUCACAACGGAUGCCUUGUUGGAGCCGAAGGAGGUGAUAUCCCAUUUGAACACGCUGAGGAACUGGCUAAUAUAGUGAAAAAUAUAACUGAAGAAGACAAACUGUGUGGAAAGAUCCGAGCGUACACGUUACAGGUUCCACUUCCGAAUGUACCUACUUUUGUUGUAGCUCUAAUUGCAAGUCCCGCUAAAGAAAACGCUGGCGAUAUUCUAUCUCAGCACAAGGAAUUUAUGAACUUAUGCCAAGCUUCAGGCAUUAAUCUACUUUCAAUUGGAGGAGACGGUGCUCCUGUAGAGCUUGCGGCACAAGCAGGUCUUGAAACAUUGACAACUGAAUUCUUAACGUUUGACGAAUCCAGUCUCAAAGUACAUAUCAAAGUUCCAUUCAUUGGUAAUCCACUUCGGCCUAUUGUAGGUGUACAAGAUCCAAAGCAUGCAAAAAAGACAGCCACAAAUCAAUUUCUUUCCGGUGCCCGACUCCUGGCUUCAGUAAAAUACUACGCAUGCGUUCAACAUGACAAGCAAGACGAUGGACGAGCUUUUCGAAUAUUCAGUUGGCAGACUCUUGAGGCCUCACUUUUCAAUCCAGAAUCGACCGUCAUUGAGAAAGGAUCCGCCUCUGCAUGGACCGCCGAAUUUUUCAUGCGACGCUGGAAAAAUUACUUGAAGAGACGUCAAGACGAGCCUAAUAGUAUCAUGAGCAUGAAGAACAACGGAAUUUCUCCUCAAAGCUUCAAUAUAUUCGAAACUCUUGCACAAAUCUUGCUCAGCUUGAUAAUAUCACAUCGCGAACACUAUCCAGACUUCCCUUUCUUACCUUGGAAGCAUGGCAGUGAGGCUUGUGAACAUAUCUUUGGAUGGAUGCGAGUCAUCUCGGAAAACUUCAGUGUUCUCGACGCUCGACUCAUGAUUCCCAAGAUCUUUGCAGUUAUAAAAAGUAUUGUCAUGGGUAAAAUGAAGAUGGCACCUUCAGAACAUAUGCACGCGGGUUAUCAAAUCAGCUUUUCACAGGAGCACGAAGGACUUAACACAAAAUCACUCAGCUAA
This is a messenger RNA of Melampsora larici-populina 98AG31, 2418 nucleotides long. RefSeq lists its product as uncharacterized. The record is from RefSeq and is a predicted model, not a curated record. NCBI's taxonomy places the organism in Eukaryota, Fungi, Basidiomycota, Pucciniomycetes, Pucciniales, Melampsoraceae. The coding region runs from base 1 to 2418 and encodes 805 amino acids. The transcript is spliced from 5 exons.